CCGCCCCCCUUCCCCACCGCACACCCCCCAGCCCAGACUCCUGCCCUGGACCGCGCAUCCCGAGCCCAGCGCCCAGACGGAGCGUCCCUGCCUCCUCCACCAUGUUCAACUCGAUGACCCCACCGCCAGUCAGUAGCUAUGGUGAACCCUGCUGUCUCCGGCCCCUCCCCAGCCAGGGCCCCCCCAGCAUGGGGGCAGAAGGACUGUCUGGUCUGCCCUUCUGCCACCAAGCCAACCUCAUGUCUGGCCCCCACAGUUAUGGGCCAGCCAGAGAGACCAGCAGCUGCACCGAGGGCCCACUCUUCCCUCCUCCCCGGAGUGCAGUCAAGUUGACCAAGAAGCGGGCACUGUCUAUCUCACCUCUGUCGGACGCCAGCCUGGACCUGCAGACCGUUAUCCGCACCUCGCCCAGCUCCCUCGUGGCUUUCAUCAACUCUCGCUGCACAUCCCCUGGAGGCUCCUAUGGCCACCUCUCCAUUGGCACCAUGAGCCCCUCUCUGGGAUUCCCAUCUCAGAUGAAUCACCAAAAAGGGACCUCGCCUUCCUUUGGGGUCCAGCCCUGUGGGCCCCACGACUCCACCCGUAGUGGGAUGAUGCCACAUCCUCAGGCCCGGGGACCCCUCCCCACUUGCCAGCUGAAGUCAGAGCUGGACAUGCUGGUUGGCAAGUGCCCAGAGGAGCCCUUGGAAGGGGACAUGUCCAGCCCCAACUCUACCGGCACGCAGGAUCCCCUGCUGGGGAUGCUGGACGGGCGGGAGGACCCGGACAGGGAGGAGAAGCCGGAGCCGGAAUCUGUGUAUGAGACUGACUGCCGCUGGGAUGGCUGCAGCCAGGAAUUUGACUCCCAGGAGCAGCUGGUGCACCAUAUCAACAGCGAGCACAUCCACGGGGAGCGGAAGGAAUUCGUGUGCCACUGGGGGGGCUGCUCCCGGGAGCUGAGGCCCUUCAAGGCCCAGUACAUGCUGGUGGUGCACAUGCGCAGACACACGGGCGAGAAGCCACACAAGUGCACGUUUGAAGGGUGCCGGAAGUCAUACUCGCGCCUCGAAAACCUGAAGACACACCUGCGGUCACACACGGGUGAGAAGCCAUACAUGUGUGAGCACGAGGGCUGCAGCAAAGCCUUCAGCAACGCCAGUGACCGUGCCAAGCAUCAGAACCGGACCCACUCCAAUGAGAAGCCGUACGUGUGUAAGCUCCCUGGCUGCACCAAACGCUACACAGAUCCCAGCUCACUCCGAAAACACGUCAAGACAGUGCACGGUCCUGAUGCGCACGUGACCAAGCGGCACCGAGGGGAUGGCCCCUUACCCCGGGCACCAUCCCUUUCCACGGUGGAGCCCAAGAGGGAGCGGGACGGAGGCCCCGUCAGGGAGGACAGCCGGCUGACGGUGCCAGAGGGCGGCAUGAAGCCACAGCCCAGCCCUGGGGCCCAGUCUUCCUGCAGCAGUGACCACUCCCCAGCAGGCAGUGCAGCCAAUACAGACAGUGGCGUGGAAAUGACCGGCAACGCGGGAGGCAGCACCGAGGACCUGUCCAGCUUGGAUGAGGGGCCUUGUCCUGCUGGCACAGGUCUGUCCACGCUUCGCCGCCUUGAGAACCUCAGGCUGGAUCAGCUGCAUCAGCUCCGUCCAGUAGGGCCCCGGGGUCUCAAGCUGCCCAGCUUGGCCCACACUGGCACCCCGGUUUCCCGCUGCCUGGGUCCCCCGGUCUCUCUUGACCGCCGCAGCAGCAGCUCCAGCAGCAUCAGCUCUGCCUACACUGUCAGCCGGCGCUCUUCCCUGGCCUCCCCCUUCCCCCCUGGCUCCCCCCCAGAGAAUGGGGCAUCCUCCCUGCCAGGCCUCACGCCUGCCCAGCACUACCUGCUCCGGGCGAGAUACGCCUCUGGCAAGGGGGGCAGCACCCCACCCACCGCAGCACCCAGCCUGGAUCGCAUGGGGGCUCUGCCUGCGCCUCCUUGGAGAAGCCGAGCCGAGUACCCAGGAUACAACCCCAAUGCAGGGGUCACCCGAAGGGCCAGUGACCCAGCCCGGGCUGCUGACCGCCCUGCCCCAGCAAGGGUCCAGCGGUUCAAGAGCCUGGGCUGUGUGCAUACCCCGCCUGCUGUGGCAGGGGGAGGAAGGAACUUUGAUCCCCACCUCCCAGCCUCCAUCUAUUCUCCACAGCCCCCCAGCAUCACUGAGAAUGUCGCUAUGGAAACUAGAGGCCUGCGGGAGGAGCCAGAGGUUGGGGCCUCCGUGAUGGGCAGUGGUCUGAACCCUUACAUGGACUUCCCGCCCACGGACUCCCUGGCCUAUGGGGGACCUGAAGGGGCAGCAGCUGAGCCUUAUGGAGCUAGAGGCCCAGGCUCCCUGCCUCUUGGGCCCGGUCCACCCCCCAACUACGGUCCCAACCCCUGCCCCCAGCAGGUCUAUUCUGAUCCCGCCCCGGAAACAUGGGGUGAAUUUCCUUCCCACCCGGGGCUCUACCCAGGCCCCAAGGCUCCAGGUGGAGCCUACAGCCAAUGUCCUCGACUUGAACAUUAUGGACAAGUACAGGUCAAGCCAGAACAGGGGUGUCCAGCGGGGUCUGACUCCACAGGAUUGGCACCCUGCCUCAAUGCCCACCCCAAUGAGGGGCCCCCACGCCCACAGCCCCUGUUCUCCCACUACCCCCAGCCCCCUCCUCCUCAGUACCCUCAGCCAGGCCCCUAUUCCCAGCUCCCCUCUGACUAUCUUCCUUCCGAGCCCAGGCCUGGCCUGGAUUUUGAUUCCCCGACUCAUUCCACAGGACAGCUGAAGGCUCAGCUUAUGUGUGAUUACAUUCAGUCUCAACAGGAACUGCUGUGGGAGGGUGGGGCCAGGACGGGGGUACCAGUCCAGGAACCUCCCUACCAGGGCCCCAAGUUUAUGGGGGGUUCCCAAGUCAGCCCAAGCCCUGCCAAGGCCCCAGUGGCUGCAUACGGACCUGGCUUUGCACCCAGUUUGCCCAAUCACAAGGCGGGAUCUUAUCCCACCCCUCCACCAUGCCCUGAGAAUUUUGCUGUGGGGACAAACAGGGCUUCCCACAGGUCAGCAGCACCACCCCGACUUCUGCCACCGCUGCCCACUUGCUAUGGGCCCCUCAAGGCGGGGGGCACCAACCCCAGCUGUGGCCAUCCUGAAGUGGGCAGGCUGGGAGGGGGUCCUGCCUUGUACCCUCCCCCUGAAGGGCAGGUGUGUAACCCUCUGGACUCUCUUGAUCUUGACAACACUCAGCUGGACUUUGUGGCUAUUCUGGAUGAGGCCCAGGGCCUGAGUCCUCCCCCUUCCCAAGACCAGGAGGGCAGCUCUGAGCCACCGCCCUCUGGGACGCCCAACAUGGCUGUGGGCAACAUGAGCGUCUUGCUGGGAUCCCUGCCCGGAGAGACGCAAUUCCUCAACUCUAGUGCCUAGAGUGGGGGUACGCGGCCAUCACAGACCCCCGUUUCCUACAGGGUUUCCAUCCCUCCAGAGAUGUCAGGGAGAGGAGCCAUGGCCCCUGCAUCCGAUGGCACAGGAAUGGGAGGGCCAGGCUGGAGACUGUACAUAGUCUGCAUAUGUUUUGGAGAGG
Lepus europaeus (European hare) is the source of this 3570-nucleotide messenger RNA. RefSeq names its product GLI family zinc finger 1 (gene GLI1). The transcript has 12 exons. Gene Ontology annotation, cellular component: nucleus. The record is from RefSeq and is a predicted model, not a curated record. Gene Ontology annotation, molecular function: DNA-binding transcription factor activity, RNA polymerase II-specific; RNA polymerase II cis-regulatory region sequence-specific DNA binding. Gene Ontology annotation, biological process: regulation of transcription by RNA polymerase II; smoothened signaling pathway. Bases 102 to 3413 code for a protein of 1103 amino acids. Lineage: Eukaryota; Metazoa; Chordata; Mammalia; Lagomorpha; Leporidae.